GGAUUCGGAUCGUGUAAUCCUGGUGAACUCUGCUGGCCAGGGCACAUGUCAGCAUUUCUUGGAAGAAUUCUCCGCGUUCGUGUUCUUGUUUGCCAAGGGUUUUCAAGGCCUAACAGCAAAAACGUCUUUCCUCUAUCCAACUCUUUCUGUCUGGCGAGUUCAUCUUUGAACUCUUUUCAACUGUCUACAACGAUGGCACAGAAGAAACCUUUCGAACGACUUCUCACAAGUGUGCUUCCGAAGAACUACAAGCUGACAUUGAAGCCAAAUCUUACGGAAUUCACCUUCACCGGGGAAGAAGUUAUCGAUGUGGAGGUUCGACAAGCAGCAGACAAGGUGACCAUGAACUGCCUGGACAUUGUUAUCAAGUCUGCAAAUUUCUCUUCUGAUGGUUCAGUUGUCAAUUCUUCUGCAAUCAGUUAUGACAAAGAAGAGGAAACAGUGACAAUCAGCUUCCCUUCACCCCUCCCCCUGGGAAAUGGUCAGUUAUGCAUGGACUUCACUGGCGAGUUGAAUGAUAAAAUGAAAGGAUUUUACAGGAGUAAAUACACCGGGACAGACGGAAAAGAAAAGUAUUGCGCUGUCACACAAUUUGAACCUACAGAUGCUCGGCGAGCAUUUCCUUGUUGGGAUGAGCCUGCCCUUAAAGCCACAUUUGAUGUUACUUUGGUUGUGCCUAAAGACAGGGUUGCUUUGUCAAACAUGAAUGUUGUAGAAGAGAAAGAUGUUGCCAGUGAUGCCUCCCUUAAAACAGUGAAGUAUGCACAGUCGCCUGUCAUGUCUACGUAUCUGGUGGCAUUUGUUGUUGGGGAGUUUGACUUUGUUGAAGGAAAAGAUGCUGAUGGUGUCCUUAUUAGAGUUUACACUCCAAAAGGAAAAGCCAUCCAGGGGCAGUUUGCUUUAGAGGUUGCACAGAAGACACUACCAUUUUAUAAAGAGUACUUCAACAUCAGUUAUCCUCUACCAAAGAUGGACCUCAUUGCUAUUCCUGACUUUGCAGCAGGGGCUAUGGAAAACUGGGGCCUUGUUACUUAUAGGGAAACUGCACUUCUUGUUGAUCCAGAAAACUCAUCUUCUGCAGCUAAACAGUGGGUUGGACUUGUUGUUGGACAUGAACUUGCACACCAGUGGUUUGGAAAUUUGAUAACCAUGGAAUGGUGGACACAUUUGUGGCUAAAUGAGGGCUUUGCAUCAUGGAUAGAGUAUCUGUGUGUAGAUCACUGUUUUCCAGAGUGGGAUAUCUGGACACAGUUUGUCACGACUGAUUUCUCCAGAGCUAUGCAACUAGAUGCCCUUACGAACAGUCACCCAAUUGAGGUCCCUGUUGGACAUCCUGGUGAGAUUGAUGAGAUUUUUGAUGCAAUCUCAUACAGCAAAGGAGCAUCUGUCAUUCGAAUGCUCCAUGAUUAUGUCGGUGAAAAGGCUUUCAAAGAAGGACUUUGUUAUCAUCUGGAUAAAUUCAAGUACAGCAAUGCCACAACUGAGGACCUGUGGGCCAGUUUGUCCCAUGCCAGUUCCAAACCUGUGGCUGCUGUCAUGGAAACAUGGACAAAACAAAUGGGAUUUCCUGUGCUGUCUGUUACAGCAGAACAGAAAGGAGACUCAAGGGAAGUUACCAUCACACAGAACAAGUUCUUUGCUGAUGGAGUCAGUCAAGGUUCCUACCAUUGGCAAGUUCCAGUGAGCAUUUCAUCAAGUGCAAAUCCUCUUGAAAGUGUAGCCAGUACGUUAUUGGAUCAGACAUCUUGUACUGUGACAGUCAGUGGAGUCGAACCAGAUCAGUGGGUUAAGGUAUGCUUCUUGUUACCAUGCAGCCUUUGACAUGUACAUUCUUAUCCCCAGAGGCGGCGCUCCUUUUGGUCAGCACCAAGAAUCAUGACUUCUGGCCCAGUCCAACACCGGAAAUCCAUGAUUCAUGGACUUCCCGUCAUUCUGCGCAUGCUCAGAGUCAAGUCUGACAAAUCUGAUUGGCUGAGUAUGCAAAACAAUUACUCUGCGCAUGCUCAGAAAAUUGGGCCUUCCUAGAAGCCCAAUUAGAAGGAGCUUAGCCUCUUGGGACGAGAAUGAUGCCCAUGAGCUGUACUCGUUUUCGUGAGCAUGCGCAGAGCACUCGUUUUGUAUUCUCUGCUGAUCAGAUUUGUCAGAUUCGACAAGAAGUUUUGAAUCUAGUAGUCCGAAUUUCGAGUUGGGCCAUUCACUUUGCGAGUCUGGUUGUUUGAGUUUUUAUUUUAGCUGAGCCAAGAAAAAAUACGGAUCUAUUGUUUGUUGGUAUUGUUUCUAUUUUUCGUUGCUCUGGUUAUAUUUGAGAAAUAAUUCGUUUCCUCCAAAAAAUUCUUUCAGUGUCUCAAAACGUAAAACUGGAAAUUCAAGUCCCAAAACUUGAUUCUCAGAUCUUGAAAGCAUUGAGGAUUGAGCAUCGAUUUUGAGUUGAAACUGUCAUCA
Messenger RNA from Orbicella faveolata, 2442 nucleotides. Its product is annotated as puromycin-sensitive aminopeptidase-like. The record is from RefSeq and is a predicted model, not a curated record. Lineage: Eukaryota; Metazoa; Cnidaria; Anthozoa; Scleractinia; Merulinidae. Gene Ontology annotation, molecular function: zinc ion binding; metalloaminopeptidase activity; peptide binding. Gene Ontology annotation, biological process: proteolysis; peptide catabolic process. Gene Ontology annotation, cellular component: membrane; cytoplasm.